Molecule: messenger RNA, 3182 nt
Organism: Myodes glareolus (Bank vole)
Lineage: Eukaryota; Metazoa; Chordata; Mammalia; Rodentia; Cricetidae
Gene: Fam219a
Product: family with sequence similarity 219 member A
Source: RefSeq, a predicted model, not a curated record
UCUAGGAUUCAGCUGUCGCAGAAGUGACUUCCUGGAAAGCGUCUUGCCAGCUGCAGGCUCUGAACUUCCGCAAAUGUUCCUAAAUGCUCGUCCCAGGAACUGCCAAGCUGGACCCAGCCGCCACCUCUAUCUCAGACGGAGACUGUGAUGCCCGGGAGGGUGAGUCAGUAGCCAUGAAUUACAAACCAUCCCCGCUCCAAGUGAAGCUGGAGAAGCAGCGGGAGCUGGCCCGGAAGGGAUCCCUGAAGAAUGGCAGCAUGGGCAGCCCUGUCAACCAGCAACCCAAGAAGAACAAUGUCAUGGCCCGGACGAGGCUGGUUGUCCCUAAUAAAGGCUACUCCUCGCUUGACCAGAGCCCUGAUGAGAAGCCACUGGUAGCUCUUGACACAGACAGCGAUGAUGACUUCGACAUGUCCAGGUACUCUUCCUCUGGCUACUCCUCUGCGGAGCAGAUCAACCAAGAUUUGAACAUCCAGCUGCUGAAGGAUGGCUACCGGUUAGACGAGAUCCCCGACGACGAGGACCUAGAUCUCAUCCCCCCCAAGUCCGUGAACCCCACCUGCAUGUGCUGCCAGGCCACUUCCUCCACCGCCUGCCAUAUUCAGUAGCGGGCGGAGUCGCCGCGGCGCACGGGGCGGGGCCGAGUCGGGCCAGGUGGGAAGCGACAGGGGCCGACCCCUAAACCUAGCUGGCCCACCAGUCCCCCUUACAGCCCCGAGCUCCUUACAGCCGCCAACCUCGUAACAGUCAUUGCUUCCUCCUAUGGUAGGACGUGUACUCUGUGUGUUCAUGGAGCCGGAGAAACCAAAACCGGGUCUGUCUCCAGCCCCGGGGCUGAGGAGGGGGGAUGCUGUUUGUUCAGUUACUUGGGGGAGACCACACCCAAGCACCCUGCCACCUCUCCCCAGAGCUGCAGUCAGGGGGCAGCACUAAAGGCCAGGAGGCCAACUGUAAGCAGUCGGGUGAAGGGAUCACAAGGCCAGGGGUUUGGCCCCAUGCCAGCGAAGCCAUGAAUUUCCCAACCCCAGCCUGGAAAGGAAGGGAAGGGGUUGGAGAAGAAAAGGUCCCACGCAAUGGGGACAAUUCUCAACACCUCAGAGCGCCUCUCCCCAAACACGGUGCCAGCCCGUGUACCUAUUUGUGUUUCCCCCUCAUCUCCAGAUGGGAAGCCAGGCAAAGCUGCCCAAAGGAAUACUUGCAUUAGAUCACUGCCUUCUCCCUUCCUCCGUCACAUUUCCCUGCUUCCUGCUGUCUGAGGACUGGGAGGGUAAGGUGGGCCUUAGAGAGAGGCCAGGUUUGGGGAUGAUAUGACCUGUUCUCAAGUGCUGCUAACCAAUGCAUCUGUCUCUCUGCCCGUCUCUCUCCCCUCCCCCAGUCUUCUGGUUAUUGGUUCCAGGCUGGAAGCAGGAGAUAAGGCUGGCCUCCAGUGAGUGCCCUGUUCCCAUUUCACGUUAGCCCAAGGUCCAGGAGGCUGUCUUCCAGAAAGGCUCUUCAAGAGCAAGCUUACGAGAAUACAAUGCACCAAGUGGCUGUGUGCAUGUGGUAGUGUGUGUGUGUGUGUGUGUGUGUGUGUGUGUCUGUGUGUCUGUGUGUCUGUGUGUCUGUGUGUUGGUUGAACCUGUCUGUCCAGGUCAACCUGGCGAGUGUCUGUGGUGGGGAAAUGGCUCUGAUCUGUUUACUGUGUGAAAGGCAGCUCUGCUCGGGAAUUCUGUGAGCUGAAGGCAUAGCCUGGCAGUCAGAAGCCUGGAUUCUGAUCCCUCUCCCUGAACUCUUAAGCAAUUCCCAGGCUUCUCUAGGGCUUCAGUUCUCUCAACUGAAAAAUAAAAAUAGCUGACAUUAGUGACAGUCUUUUCAUAUCUGAAGGAAUUUCUGCAGAGAGCCAUGAGAUCUGUCUUUGAGGGCACCUAGGAGGUGCCCUGUAGUGUGUGCCUGUGUAGACAUGGGAGCACAUGUGAAUUUGUUCAGAAAAGUGUGUGUGUGUGUGUGUGUGUGUGUGUGAGAGAGAGAGAGAGAGAGAGAGAGAGAGAGAGAGAAGCUGUCCAGGGUGUCAUGCAUACUGUUGUUUCUGCUGCUCCUGCUGAUCUGGGGAAGGAAAGCUGAGGAUGGAACUCAGUGAAGAGGAGAUGGUGGCUCUCCGCUGGCUGGGCGGUUAGACUUAGACCUGCCCUGGUGUGGAGACAACUGGAAACACAGCCAGCCUCAGACUGCUAAGUCUAUGCCCUACCAGCCUCCUCUCACCUAGCCAAAGCAGCCAAAGUGUGGUCUCCAGGCCUCCUGCUGACACCCCAGACAGCUGGUGUUUCCGCUGUCAUGGCUACUACGCACACACCAGGCUCUGGGUGCCAGUCCUGGGAGGUGGGAGCUAGAGUGGACGUGGUGAGAGGGAGGAGUGGGGCUGUUGGCUUAGGAAGGAGAGCACCUCUCCUACGCCACGCAGGGGCUGCCACUCCAAAGUUUCAGAGUGUAGCUCUCCACUCCCCACACCUCCAGCCCAGCUUACCUCCCCUAGAGCAGAGAUCCUAACUAGAUAAUGAGAAAAUGCCAAAGGAGGCAAGUCGGAGAAAGUAUCUGCCGGGGCCAUGAGGCCCAUAGUGGCCCCCUCUCCCAACCUGGUUAGCAUCCCCACCACCCAUCGUCUGGGCCCCAGAACUAGAACUCCUACGGCCCCCACCCCACUGGGCUCUUUGGCUCACCUGCUAGAACAUGGGUACCUCCUCUUUUAGACUGCUGCCUCUGCUGCUGCCCAACUGUGGGAUUCUGUCCCAUCCGGGAAAGCGCCCUCCCCAGGGGACAGGCUAGUUCAUUAGCAAGCAAGGGCUUUAGACUGAGAUAGUACAUACACAGCGGGUAGGGAUAAGAAGCUGGCAGCCAGCAGCUUCUGUGUCCAAGGAGAGUCCAAGGUGCCCUCCCUCCCUGUCUGGAAGUUGAAGGGGAAGAGCCAGGGCCUUAGCUUGCCCCUGCUCCCCCCACCCCUUGUAGAUACUGCCUUAACACUCCCCCACCCUCGGCUGUGGCUGCCACCCAGCCAGGUUUCUCCGAGCUCACUAAUUUAUUUCCAAGAAGGUGUGUGGAAGACAUGAGCCGUGUAUAAUAUUUUUUUUAACAUUUCCAUCGCAGUAUUGACCAUCAUCCUUGGUUGUGUAUCGUGUAACACAAAUAAUGAUAUUAAAAGCAUCAAACAA